This is a messenger RNA of Antechinus flavipes (yellow-footed antechinus), 1444 nucleotides long. RefSeq names its product guanosine monophosphate reductase 2 (gene GMPR2). NCBI's taxonomy places the organism in Eukaryota, Metazoa, Chordata, Mammalia, Dasyuromorphia, Dasyuridae. Gene Ontology annotation, molecular function: GMP reductase activity. Gene Ontology annotation, biological process: nucleotide metabolic process. Gene Ontology annotation, cellular component: GMP reductase complex. The transcript is spliced from 10 exons. Bases 138 to 1184 code for a protein of 348 amino acids. The record is from RefSeq and is a predicted model, not a curated record.
CUUAAGGCCUGUUUCUAGUUUCCUCCCUGGCUGAAACUGAGACAUUGGAGCUGCGCGUGGCUUGUUGCUAAGCUAUAAAUUGGAUCAACCGCUGUGGAUUUUACACCCGGAAGUAUCUGUUUACACUCAAUCCCACCAUGCCUCACAUAGACAAUGAUGUGAAGCUCGACUUCAAGGAUGUCCUGCUGAGGCCCAAGCGAAGUACUCUUAAGUCCCGCAGUGAGGUGGAUCUCACAAGGUCCUUCGAAUUCAGGAAUUCAAAGCAGACGUACACAGGAAUCCCCAUCAUUGCUGCCAACAUGGAUACUGUUGGCACCUUUGAGAUGGCCAAGGUGCUCUGUAAGUUCUCUCUGUUCACAGCCAUCCACAAACACUAUAGCCUUGAGCAAUGGAAGGAAUUUGCUACCCAGAAUCCUGACUGUCUAGAGCAUCUGGCUGCCAGCUCAGGAACAGGCCCUUCAGACUUUGAACAACUAGAACAAAUACUUGAAGCAAUUCCCCAGGUGAAAUACAUCUGCCUGGAUGUGGCCAAUGGCUACUCGGAGCAUUUUGUUGAAUUCCUGAAGGAUGUUAGAAAACGCUUUCCCCAGCACACUAUCAUGGCUGGGAAUGUGGUGACAGGGGAAAUGGUGGAGGAGCUGAUCCUUUCUGGAGCUGACAUUAUCAAAGUAGGAAUUGGACCAGGCUCUGUAUGCACCACACGUAAGAAGACUGGAGUGGGCUACCCACAGCUCAGUGCUGUGAUGGAGUGUGCUGAUGCUGCCCAUGGCCUCAAGGGCCACAUCAUUUCUGAUGGCGGCUGCAGCUGUCCUGGAGAUGUGGCUAAGGCUUUUGGAGCAGGUGCUGACUUUGUGAUGUUGGGUGGGAUGCUGGCUGGUCACACUGAGUCAGGUGGUGAACUAAUCAAGAAGAAUGGCAAGCAAUACAAACUUUUCUAUGGCAUGAGUUCUGAGGUAGCCAUGAAGAAAUAUGCUGGAGGUGUUGCUGAGUACAGGGCCUCAGAAGGAAAAACAGUAGAAGUGCCCUUCAAAGGUAAAGUAGAACAUACCAUCCGGGAUAUCCUGGGAGGGAUCCGUUCCACAUGCACUUACGUUGGGGCAGCCAAGCUAAAGGAGCUCAGCCGACGUACUACUUUCAUUCGGGUCACCCAGCAAGUGAACCCCAUCUUCAGUGAUGAGAGCUAGGGGAAUGAGCAACACUGCCUGGCAACGGUACCAGCAUCCAAAGCAGAAGUGAUGUGGAGAACCCUCGUGCAUUCCAGCCACAAUGGAUUAUCUGGAUCAGUGCUUUUUUUUGGUAGUUUUUUGGUCCCCCAGAGAGCCUUUUGUGGCCUUCAUGCUUCACUAUUUUCACAAAAAGCUCAGGCCAGUCAAUUUGGCUCUUACUGGGAAGGAGGCAGGAAGAAGAGGGUUAUCAAAUAAAUAUUGCUGGAGUCACUUAUAAA